Merops nubicus (carmine bee-eater) is the source of this 2399-nucleotide messenger RNA. RefSeq names its product splicing factor 3a, subunit 1, 120kDa (gene SF3A1). The transcript has 15 exons. The annotation marks the transcript as partial. Gene Ontology annotation, molecular function: protein binding; RNA binding. Gene Ontology annotation, cellular component: U2 snRNP; U2-type prespliceosome; catalytic step 2 spliceosome. NCBI's taxonomy places the organism in Eukaryota, Metazoa, Chordata, Aves, Coraciiformes, Meropidae. Gene Ontology annotation, biological process: mRNA cis splicing, via spliceosome; regulation of alternative mRNA splicing, via spliceosome. The record is from RefSeq and is a predicted model, not a curated record.
CCAGAAGAGGAACCUAAAGAAGAAGCAGCACCAGCCAAGCCUGUGGUGGGCAUUAUUUACCCUCCUCCAGAGGUCAGGAAUAUUGUAGACAAGACUGCCAGCUUCGUAGCCAGGAAUGGGCCAGAAUUUGAAGCUCGAAUUCGUCAGAAUGAAAUAAAUAACCCCAAGUUCAAUUUCCUGAACCCCAACGACCCCUACCAUGCCUACUACCGGCACAAGGUCAGCGAGUUCAAGGAGGGCAAGGCUCAGGAGCCCUCGGCUGCCAUCCCCAAGGUCAUGCAGCAGCAGCAGAGUGCUCAGCAGCAGCUUCCACAGAAGGUGCAGGCCCAGGUGAUCCAGGAGACCGUGGUGCCCAAGGAGCCUCCCCCGGAGUUCGAGUUCAUCGCGGACCCCCCGUCCAUCUCCGCCUUCGACCUGGACGUGGUGAAGCUCACCGCCCAGUUCGUGGCUCGCAACGGGCGCCAGUUCCUCACCCAGCUCAUGCAGAAGGAGCAGAGGAACUACCAGUUCGACUUCCUUCGCCCCCAGCACAGCCUCUUCAACUACUUCACCAAGCUGGUGGAGCAGUACACAAAGAUAUUGAUCCCACCGAAAGGCUUGCUCCUGAAACUCAAGAAAGAGGCUGAAAAUCCCAAGGAGGUCCUAGAUCAGGUGUACUACAGGGUGGAGUGGGCCAAGUUCCAGGAGCGGGAGAGGAAGAAGGAGGAGGAGGAGAAGGAAAAGGAGCGCGUUGCUUACGCCCAGAUUGAUUGGCAUGACUUCGUCGUGGUGGAAACAGUUGACUUCCAGCCCAAUGAGCAAGGGAAUUUCCCCCCUCCCACCACUCCAGAAGAGCUGGGAGCUCGAAUCCUGAUCCAGGAGCGUUACGAGAAGUUUGGGGAAAGCGAGGAGGUGGAGAUGGAGGUGGAGUCAGAUGAGGAAGAUGAAAACAAAGAGAAAACAGAUGAGGCCCCGGCCCAGCUUGAUCAAGACACACAAGUGCAGGAUAUGGAUGAGGGCUCAGAUGAUGAAGAUGAAGGGCAGAAGAUUCCUCCUCCUCCCGAAACUCCGAUGCCACCACCUCUUCCUCCCACACCAGAUCAGGUCAUUGUGCGGAAGGAUUAUGAUCCCAAAGCCUCAAAACCAUUACCACCCGCCCCAGCUCCAGAUGAGUAUCUCGUUUCCCCCAUCACUGGAGAGAAAAUUCCUGCCAGUAAAAUGCAGGAACACAUGAGGAUUGGGCUCCUGGAUCCUCGCUGGCUGGAGCAGCGCGACCGAUCCAUCCGUGAGAAGCAGAGCGACGAUGAGGUCUAUGCCCCAGGUUUGGACAUUGAGAGCAGCCUGAAGCAGCUGGCAGAGCGCCGUACCGAUAUCUUUGGUGUAGAAGAAACUGCCAUUGGUAAAAAAAUUGGUGAAGAAGAAAUCCAGAAACCAGAGGAAAAGGUGACCUGGGACGGCCACUCGGGCAGCAUGGCCCGCACACAGCAGGCUGCUCAGGCCAAUAUCACUCUCCAAGAGCAAAUCGAAGCCAUCCACAAGGCCAAGGGCCUGGUGCCAGAGGAUGACAGCAAGGAGAAGAUCGGGCCCAGCAAACCCAAUGAGAUCCCACAGCCACCCCCUCCUUCUUCAGCAUCAAACCCCCCGGCCAGCGCCCCGCCCAUCACCUCCGUGCCCCGUCCACCCGCGAUGCCCCCUCCUGUCCGUGCUGCUGUGGUUUCUGCUGUGCCAGUCAUGCCUCGUCCCCCGAUGACUUCUGUGGUCCGUUUGCCUCCGGGGUCUGUCAUAGCCACCCCCAUGCCCCCCAUCAUCCACACCCCGCGCAUCAACGUGGUCCCCAUGCCACCCUCUGCUCCUCCCAUCAUGAGCCCGCGCCCGCCGCCCAUGAUAGUGCCCACAGCCUUUGUUCCUGCACCUCCAGUGGCCCCAGUUCCCUCCCCAGCACCGAUGCCUCCUGUUCACCCCCCGCCACCGAUGGAGGAUGAGCCAGUCUCAAAGAAGCUGAAGAGUGAAGACAGCCUGAUCCCAGAGGAGGAGUUUCUGCGCAGGAACAAGGGUCCGGUCACGGUCAAAGUCCAAGUUCCCAACAUGCAGGACAAGACAGAGUGGAAGCUGAAUGGCCAAGUGCUGGUGUUCACCCUGCCUCUCUCAGACCAGGUGUCUGUCAUAAAGGUGAAGAUCCACGAGGCCACAGGGAUGCCUGCUGGGAAGCAGAAGCUGCAGUAUGAGGGCAUCUUCAUCAAGGACUCGAACUCUCUGGCCUACUACAACAUGACCAGUGGCUCUCUGAUCCACCUGGCACUGAAAGAAAGAGGUGGCAGGAAGAAAUAGGAGCCAUGGGGCCCAGAGAUGUAACGUGGCUGCGUUUGCCACUUGUGUAACCCCAACCCCACAAACCCUCCUGACCUUUUUAGGGGCUGCUG